Drosophila persimilis is the source of this 4453-nucleotide messenger RNA. RefSeq names its product small G protein signaling modulator 1 (gene tbc). Gene Ontology annotation, biological process: activation of GTPase activity. Gene Ontology annotation, molecular function: GTPase activator activity. The transcript is spliced from 7 exons. The record is from RefSeq and is a predicted model, not a curated record. Bases 396 to 3869 code for a protein of 1157 amino acids. Lineage: Eukaryota; Metazoa; Arthropoda; Insecta; Diptera; Drosophilidae.
CAAAGAAAGCAAGGAAGCGCAAAGGACAGAAAGGAAAGGAACGGAACGGAAAGAGGGUCUAAGAGGGGAGCGAAAAGACGCGCAGCCCACAGGCGACACUUUACCGUUUUACCGUUCAUCGCACAUCCAUUCUCUGCUGCCGCUGUUGCUGUUGCUGUUGCUGCUGUGUGCCGUUUACACUUCUCCUCGCACAAAAACAAACAGCCACAUUUUCGAAAUACAUUUUACGCGCGCGCGUGUGACAGAGAGAGAGAGAGAGAGAGGGAGAGAGCGAGCGAAAAAGGAAUUACGGUGCAAAAAGCUUUGGGCAAUCUGCCCGAACGACUAGCUAGGCCGCCGUAAGCGCCAAAACACACGCCCACACACCGAAAUUCCACGCGAAGAGCCACUCGAAAAUGGUGCAAACCAAUGCAGAUGGCUGCGACUACAAGGAGCGGCUGAUAGCCAGCGUCAAGAAGGAGGUGAAGCAACUGAUGGAGGAGGCGGUGACCAAGAAGUACGUCCACGAGGAGAGCAGCUCGGUGACGUCGCUCUGCGGCGCGGUGGAGGCCUGCCUCAGCCAGGGACUGCGCCGUCGGGCCCUCGGUCUGUUCAAGACCUCCUCGACAACGGCCCUGCUGCACAAGAUCGCCAAGAGCUGCCCAGAGGCGGAGCACAUCAGCAAGCUGGUGCAGGAGAUCGAGGCGAUGGACCCGAACAAGCGCUCAUCCUCCAGCAGCGACAGCUUCCAGCGGCCCCCGAUGCUGAAGAAGAGCAGCAGCAAUUCGAUGCAGUCCGCCAGCAGCAGCAGCAAUGCCACCGGCAACGCCUCCACCGCAUCCGCCGUCAGUGCCAGUGCCAGUGGCAGUGGCAGUGGCAGUGUCAGCAGCUCGAGCAUGGCGUUGGUCAGCAUGAAGUAUCUGUGGAUCCGCUUGGCCCUCUACGAGAAGCGUCUGACCAAGAUCAUCGAGUAUCUGGUGAGCAAUGCCAGCAGCUUCUACGACCGCGACUCCCUGGUGGCCGACUCCGACUAUGGAUCCAUUCUCAGCUCCCUGCUGGUGGGGCCCUGUGCCCUAGAGUUUACGCGGGCCAAGACAGCCGACCAUUAUUGGACCGAUCCGCAUGCGGAUGAGCUUGUGCAACGUCAUCGAAUCAGCUCGGGUCGCCGCUCCUCGUCGACCUGCUCGCGGCCGGCGAUCAUCAACUUUAAGCGGAGCCUGAACACCAGCUCCGAUGAGGCCAGCACCGGCUCCUUCAAGUCCAUGGCAACGGCGAGCGUGGCCAAGGACUACGUGGAGUCGCUGCAUCAGAACGCCAAGGCGACGCUGCUCUACGGCAAGAACAAUGUGCACGUCCUGCCGAAGGACGUGGCCGAGCCGAUGCCCGGCUACCUGAGUCUGCACCAGCACAUCCAGACGCUGACCAUCAAGUGGACGCCGAAUCAGCUGAUGAACGGCUACAACGAGGCGGACGAGGGCGAGGACAUCGACAAGGAGGCCUUCUGGGCGUACGCCCUCAACAUCAACGUGGACGAGAUCGUGUACGUGCAUUGCCACCAGAGCCGUGGCGAGGACAGCGGCGGCACCGUCAUCCUGGUGGGCCAGGACGGGGUGCAGCGACCGCCCAUCCACUUCCCGGAGGGCGGGCACAUGCAGCAGUUCCUCAGCUGCCUGGAGACGGGCCUGCUGCCGCACGGACAGCUGGAUCCGCCGCUCUGGUCGCAGCGCGGCAUCGGCAAGAUGUUCCUCUGGCCGAAGAGCAUGCGCCGGCGCAUCCUUCCAUCGGUGAUGGAGUCCGUGGACGAGACCCCCAUCGACUAUGUCUUUCGCAUUGUCAGCAAGAGCCGGCACGAGGAGUUCGCUGCCACCCACUCGAUACUGGACUUUGUGCGGAGCACACCGCGUCGCGCCCAGCUGAGCAGCUGCUCCACCACCGGCAGCAGCGACUGCUCGAACAAGAGCCUCUCCAUCGAUCAGUAUCCGGUGGAGUCGCCGCUGCUGCUGCUGCAACAGCAGCACGCCCAGAACACCAGCAUCGAGAUGGUCUGCUCCACCAUGCGCCGCCAGAUCAUCUCCCGGGCCUUCUACGGCUGGCUGGCCUACUGCCGUCAUUUAUCCACGGUGCGGACACAUCUCUCCGGACUGGUGCAUGGCCGGAUCACGCCAGAAAUGAAAGCCGAUGAGGAGGGUCUCACGAAGGAGCGCUGGCAGCUCCUCAAUGCGGAUGGUGUCCUCGAGAAUGCCACCGAGUUCUAUCGCUUGGUGUACUUUGGCGGCGUACAGCCGGAUCUGCGGCAGGAGGUGUGGCCCUACCUGCUGGGCCACUACGCCUUCGGGUCCACCCGCGAGGAGCGUAAAAAACAGGACGAGACCUGCAAGCACUACUACGAGACGACGAUGAGCGAGUGGCUGGCCGUCGACGCCAUUGUGCAGCAGCGGGAGAAGGAGAAGACCGCCAGGGCGGUGGCAAAGCUCAGCUCCAGCGGCAGCAACAGCGGCAACGAUCGGACGGUGCGUGCCGCCGAUCUCGACGCGGGCGGAGAGCUGGAGAACGAGGUGUUCGAGGACAUCUCGGACAUAUCCGAUCCGGGCGACCUGGAGUUCGAUGACGAGCAGCGACAGCAACAGCAGCAGCAGCAUAUCCAUGGCCAGCAGCAGAAGCAGAAACACCAACAGCAGCAGCAGCAGGAGGAGGUGUCCGUUAGUGGCAUGCACCUGUGCGUGAAGCCCAUUCCAAGGGCCAUGAAGACCAGCACGGACUCGGGCCAUGUGGACGAGGGCGAGAACUUUAACGAGCUCGAUGAGGAGGCCGAGCAGGAGCAACAGGAGAAGAUCAACGCGGAGCCGCCCAUAGCCAGCUGCUCUACGUCAACAGCAUCCUCCUACGAGACGGUGGGACCCGGCGGAGCCCCCCACCAGCCCAGCGACAGCCGCAGCCGCAGCGUCCUCAGUCCGGAGUACCUCAGCGCCGACGAUCUGCAGCUGCCCGAGGACGAGGAGGAGGUCAAGCCCCCACAGCAGCAGCAGCAGCAGCAGCAGCAGGCAGCUGUCAUCAUCACCAACGCCUCGGUGGACCUUGCCAACUGGGAGCGCAGCCCCAAGGCCGGCAACAGUCAGCAGAUGUCCCCCGUCCAGGAGCAGGCGGCGGCCCUGGAUGCCCUGCAGCAGCCAAAGUCGGCCUGCGCCUCCCCAGCCAGCUCCAAUGGUGGCGUCUACAGUAGUGAGCUGCUCGAACAGUUCGGCCUCAAUCUGCAUCGGAUCGAGAAGGAUGUGCAGAGAUGCGAUCGCAACUACUGGUACUUUGCCAACGAGAAUCUGGACAAGCUGCGCAACGUGAUAUCCACGUAUGUGUGGGAGCAUCUGGACGUGGGCUACAUGCAGGGCAUGUGCGAUCUGGUGGCCCCACUGCUGGUCAUCUUCGACGACGAGUCCCUGAGCUACAGCUGCUUCUGCAAGCUCAUGGAGCGCAUGAUCGAGAACUUUCCCAGCGGCGGUGCCAUGGACAUGCACUUUGCCAACAUGCGAUCUCUCAUACAAAUCCUCGACUCGGAGAUGUAUGAUCUGAUGGACUCGAACGGGGACUACACGCACUUCUACUUCUGCUACCGCUGGUUCCUCUUGGACUUCAAGAGGGAGCUCGUCUACGACGAUGUCUUUGCCACUUGGGAGGUGAUCUGGGCGGCCAAGCAUAUAGCCUCGGGGCACUUUGUCCUCUUCCUGGCCCUGGCCCUGCUCGAGACCUAUCGCGACAUCAUCCUCUCCAACAGCAUGGACUUUACCGAUGUCAUCAAGUUCUUCAAUGAAAUGGCCGAACGCCACAAUGCCCAGGCAGUGCUCCAGCUGGCUCGGAGCCUCGUCCUGCAGCUGCAGAUGAUCAUCGAGAACAAGUAGAGGGGAAAACACUAUACUAAACGAGUAGUAGAGUAAUAGUAGACCAGUAGACCCAUAGAGACUAUAGAUCGUAGUUCGGAUCGUCAGUCAAAUUUCGUUUGCCAAAAAGGAUAAUCAAACCAAAAGAAAUCAAAAAAAAAAGAAAAAGAAAAGGCAACAAUAAAUAGUAUGCAUAGGAAAUACUUUUGUUUCUCACUCGAUGUCUUCUUUAUAUGCGACAUGCAACGUGCAUCAUGCGACUCUAAAUGUAACCGUAACUGUAACUGUAACCGUAACUGUAACCGUAACUGUAUCUGUAACUGUAUCUGUAUUUAUAUGAAUGUAAGCUGUGUUCUUCCCAAACAAAACAUUUCUCACGCAUAUCCCCAACAAGCGGAAACGGAAACCGAAACAAAAACCAAAACAGGGGCUGACAAUGCAAAAGACUCUACAAAUCAAUGGUAACGAUUGAAAUCUUAUAUAUAUCUACCAUAUACUGUAUACUGUAUAGGAAUCUAACUGUGUUUUUUUUUUUUGUUUUUUUUUUGAAUAUGUGUGGGUCCUCAUGGGACCCAUGCAGAUAUACAAAAUAUAUAGUUAUAUAU